UCUCUCUCUCUCUCUCUCUCUGUUUCUUUCUCUCUAUCCAUUUCUGUUCAUCGCCGACAACCGCCAAUUCCCUCCAUUUUAAAGCAAUUACCUUUCUUCUCUGCGUUCUCAGUUGUCACUUGAACUUGGAGGGUGCUGGAUUAUUCUCCAUUCUUCUCUUUUGCAAGUUUAUGCCUGUUUUGCUUUGUGGUAUAGAGAUUUUUGUUUCACUGCAAACGCUUUCAUGAACAGUUAUUUGAGAAAUGUUGCUGGAGGUUGGAGCUUCUAAUCCUGAUUGCAGAAGUCCUUUUAUAAGAUGUAUAAUCUGUUUGUCUGGACUUGAAAGCUAAAUUUCCACCUUAGCUAAUAUUGUUUGCAUCACAAAGAAACUUCCAAUAUCAACUGAUUUUACUUUUCACAUUGGUUUAAGAUGUCAGAAAUUGACAUGGCAGUUGUUAAACCUGAGAUGAUGAAGCCCUAUAUCUGGCUUCAGACUUCAGAUGGUUCAAUCCAACAAGUGGAACAAGAAAUUGCAAUGUUUUGCCCUCUGAUUUGUCAAGAAAUAAUACAAACAGGCUUAGGAUCUUCCAAGAAUUGUGCAAUAUCUCUUCCUCAACGAGUCAGUCCUGCGAUGUUGAGCUUAAUCCUUGAUUAUUGUCGCUUUCAUCAAGUACCAGGUCACUCAAACAAGGAACGGAAGUCUUUUGAUGAGAAAUUCAUUAGGAUGGACACAAAGCGGCUCUGUGAGUUGACAUCUGCUGCAGACAGCCUUCAGUUGAAGCCACUGGUUGAUCUUAUGAGUCGAGCACUUGCUCGAAUAAUUGAAGGAAAAUCUCCAGAGGAGAUACGUGAGAUAUUUCAUCUGCCUGAUGAUCUUACUGAGGAAGAGAAAUUGGAGCCCUUGAAAAACACAACUGACGACCCAAGGAUCAGGCUUUUGAACCGUUUGUAUGCCAAAAAGAGGAAAGAACUACAAGAGCGCGGGAGGUUAAAGAAUGUUGAAGUUGAAGAAGAGCAUGUAGAUGAACGUUCAGUUGAUGACCUUUUGUCUUUUAUUAAUGGAAAUAAUGGAGAUCCAAAGGGGAUUAAAACUUCCAAAAGUAAAAAGAAGAACAGAAGGAAAAAAGAGCAACAACAGAAGAGCUCUUCUUUGAAGGAAGCUUCUGAAGUGGAAGAGAAGGAAGUAAAUGGUGAAAAUAUAAGACACCAAAGUGCUGAGGCUGAUAGAAUUGCUGAGGCCUCAAAUUCACAUGCAGAAGACACUUUUGAUCAUAAGGUGUUCGAUGAUGGAGAUAUAGAUGAUGGAAUUGAUCCUGCACUAAAGGAAAAAAUUGACAGGGAAGUAGAAGAUUUUGCACGUCGGUUGAAUUCUGUCUGGCCAGAAAGGAUGCAAGAAAGGAAGAUAAUGCAUUUUACUCCCAAUGGAAAUGGUUUUCUAAGGCCAAAUUCUCUAACUGAGAGGAUGCAAGAAAGGAAGAUAAUGCAUUUUACUCCCAAUGGAAAUGGUUUUCUAAGGCCAAAUUCUCGAUUGGACUCAGAUUUGAAAUGAAUCCAUACAAGAUUACAAGCCCACCAAGAUGGCCAAUGGCUUGAACAAUUUUGAGAGAUGCUGACAAGCGCUAGAAAACUGUUGCAUGUCAGUUGUUUUCUUUUCCCCCAUUUACUGUUCAAUUUUAUUCUUUGUGGUUCAUUGUUGGUGUUUAGCCCUUGCGCUAUUUGAUGCUGGGCGCUUUCUCUUGUACUUACAGGAAAUAAAUAAGAAAAAGGUUCUCUGAGCUUGUAUGGAAUAUAUUUGUCUUGUGCCUUUUCUUUUGUUUUGUUCCUUUUAUGGGUUCUAAUAUAAAGGCUCAUUUGUUCCUUCAGUUUUAAGUGAAACAAAAAGAAAUUAAAAGGCAUUAAGUUUUUGGAUACUAUUACUCCAUCUUGUGUUAACAAAUUAUCGAAGACCUGUCAUUUUGAAGAUAUUAUUGUAAUCACUCUCCAGGUGGUGUAUCAGUGCAUUAUUGAGUAACAGUGUAAAAGAUUACAUUGAUAGUGGUUGAAAUUAAUGUAAAAAAGAUUGGAGGGCAGAAAUGAAAUAUCCAUAUCUUUGGACCUUGAGGUUAAUCCUGAUACAUAGAUAAUAAUAACUUUUCUAUUUCCUCAAAUUUCCCUUGCCUAAAUAACCUAAUUUUGGAUGUCCUUUAUAUGGAUCAUUUGGAGGUGCUUUGUGUUACUACUAUCCAGUUGGAAUUAAAGCUGCUGGUGAAAAUUGAGCUGAUUCAGAAUUGCUUGCAUGUGAUACAUUGAUAAUUCAUGACAUAGAAUACAGAAAAUAAAAUUUAGCCGACUUCUAUUCACAAUUAGUUUAUAUGUAUCAAAUAAUCAUCAUCAUCAGCAUCAUCAUCUCUGCUUGACAUAGACAUCAUUUUGGCCGGACCCUCAUGGAAGCAAACUCCUUAAAGAUAAGCAUAAAAAACAGUGUCUGUAAGGCAGGAGCUAGAACCAGGAAGUGAAAUCUCUUCAGUCUCCUCACCUCAUACCAUCUAUUUCAGAAAAGGAUCGAAUCUUACAAUAAAGUUUCACAGGUCCUCCAAAAUCUAACUGUUGCGGGGGUUUUCAGUAGUGCUGAUUUAAGUACAUGCUAAAUAUCACUUGGCUGAAAUUUGGUUAUGACAAAGUUACAGAUGUUACAUAAUCUUCUAAGAUUUGCUAUAAGUCUCCUGUAAACUAACACCUAGGAUACUAUUCUGCUGAGGAUUACUGAUUCGUUGAUUGAUCCUCUUGGAUGUGAGGGCAGGUAAUUUUUGGUUCCCCUCUUGUCCAUAAAAUCCUGAGUUCACCUCUCUUCUUUCCCAAUGACAAAAAGGUUCCUGCAAACACAUAAAAAGGGUUUCAAAAACUGGUACUAGUUUUCAUUCAUGCUUUAACUAAAUAUGGCUCGUGGUACAGUGGUGCAUGGAAGGCCUCUAUGACAGGCGGUGAAACGUGUAAGUGCAUAAAGAAAAAGUUGUAAGAAACAUGGAUUAAGCUUUCUAUUGGUUCAGCAAGUUCAACAGCAAAUAGAACAGGUUCAACUAUUUUUUAAUCAGUGUUUGUGUUUCAAAUUUAAUUGAGUUUUGAGUCUUGUAAUUUUACUAACCAAGUGUAAAGGGGACUAUAUAAAGCAAAGCUGGUUGACCAUGCCCAUCCAUCAAGUUCAAAGCCACAUAUGUGAUAAGGAGACCUGCAGAUCAAAAUCCAAGAAAUAUGAUGAAAAGGACCAAAACAUGUAGUCGCCACCUCAACAUUUUCAGACUAAGCAGGCUCAUCUUCAGCCUGAAAGUGAGCUGCCCCAAUUUUGGCUGUAAAGUUUACAGGUCCAAACGUUUUCAUGGAAAAUUAAUCUGCUAACACGUUCUAUCUUACGAAACUACCCCAAGAUCAAAUGGCAUACCUAAACCAUAAGCAGUCAUUGCCCACAAGAAGUAUCCAUCCCGAAGGUUCUUCUUUGCCAACCAAUCAUACCUGUAAAGUUAUCAGUGAAAAAAAAUAAAGUUUAUGAACUAUUAUCAAGGCAGAAAGCAUUAUUUGUCUAGGAUGCUUUUAUAGGAGUUAGUGUUUUAUAGUAGUACAAGGAAGAUGAAUAGAAGAUUUAUGUUAUGACUUUCUACUCAACCUUAACGAAAAUGCAACUAGAAGCCCUGGUAAGAUGAUGUCACCAAAACCAAUGAUGCUGUAACCACCCCAGGGAUCAAACAAACGGGGUAUCUUGAGUAGCAUGGGGAUACCAUCUUCUCCACUCCUAUCACCUCGAGCUACCUGUAAAGAAGUGAAAAUGUUGUAUUAAUUUAAUGAGAAGAAAAGCAUCAUGCUGACCAAGAUCAAAAACAUGCUUUGUGAAGAAUGAUUGGGAAGGGAGAUCCGUGUUGAAAGCACUCACCACUAUCAUCACACUCUCGUGGAACCACCAUUUAGAGACAAACACCCAGAAGAUGUCAUAUAGAAAGGCACAACUGAGAAGAACAGUUCCAACCUUGCAGACAAAAAUGUAUAAAUUAGUGUCUUGUUAAUAAAGUUCAGCAAUGUACAGUAAAUCCAUAUUAAAUUGUUUUACUGAUAUGAAGGCCACCCUUGUCUUUUC
Abrus precatorius (Indian licorice) is the source of this 4081-nucleotide messenger RNA. RefSeq names its product SKP1-like protein 21. Gene Ontology annotation, biological process: SCF-dependent proteasomal ubiquitin-dependent protein catabolic process. Gene Ontology annotation, molecular function: cullin family protein binding. The record is from RefSeq and is a predicted model, not a curated record. NCBI's taxonomy places the organism in Eukaryota, Viridiplantae, Streptophyta, Magnoliopsida, Fabales, Fabaceae. The transcript has 11 exons. Gene Ontology annotation, cellular component: nucleus; cytoplasm. The coding region runs from base 410 to 1528 and encodes 372 amino acids.